Neurospora crassa OR74A is the source of this 2951-nucleotide messenger RNA. RefSeq names its product RING-10 protein. Gene Ontology annotation, cellular component: cytoplasm. The transcript is spliced from 2 exons. The coding region runs from base 1 to 2556 and encodes 851 amino acids. Lineage: Eukaryota; Fungi; Ascomycota; Sordariomycetes; Sordariales; Sordariaceae. Gene Ontology annotation, biological process: Ras protein signal transduction; protein ubiquitination. The record is from RefSeq and is a predicted model, not a curated record. Gene Ontology annotation, molecular function: ubiquitin protein ligase activity; zinc ion binding.
AUGCCUGUCUACCGCUAUCAUUUGAAGUUUGAGCUCUACCCCUCGCCAGAUCCGACGCAUAGCGCGCCCGCCGCAGCAUUCCACCCCGAUAUCUGGUUACCUACCAAGGACUCGUCCAUAUUUGACGAGCUCCCCGCCCACCCUCGUACCUGGCAGCUCAAAUCUUUGUCUUCAAGGCCAUCGUCCAGGAGGAAACAGAAUCGAGAUAUCAUCCAAGGAGAAGGGCAAAUCGAAGAGCAAGAGAAGAAGGGCCAUUCGGAGAAAAUUCCUCGAGCCUUGCCAGAAUCGCAUUUGGGACUUCUCAACGACAGCUCAGACCCCGAGGCGGAGGAAGGGACGGAAACCGGCGGAGUUAUCGAUUGCGGGGCAUCCAGACCAGAUUGCCAGAACCCCGAAGACAACAGGAACAUCGUCAGGCUUUCAGGCAAGCAAUCGCGCGCGACUUCUCCUCCGCCAAGAUUCACGUCUGGGCUAGGGCCACGGACGGCAGCUAAGGACUGGCGCUUUGGAAGGAUCAGCAUCGAGAGCCUUGAUCUGCCACGGGACGGGCAUCUGCAGCGACACGCACAAACCGCGGCGGAGGACAAUACUCAGAAGAAAGGCAAAGGGAAAGACACCCACAGCGCCACUGCUGGAACUGGAAAACCGGUAGCAGCCAAGAACAACAAGUCAGCAAUGGCUGAGUCACUGAAGGAUCAAGGACAGCAAUCUCAACAAGAGAAAAAUGGCAACCAAGAACGUGCGUCCCACGGUACGCCAGCGGCUUCUCUAGGCCCGAACCUCGGUGGCAUGGGCCAGGCCACCAAGGGACGAUACAUACCCCUCGAAACCAAAAACACGGAGGUUGGGUGGGGCAUCGUCCAUCUGUACCGCGAGGCCGAUGAGAGCAGUGCUCUUCGCGCCGGGGUGGGUGCAGGCAGCGCCAGCGGUAGCAACGGAACUGCUAGCAGCGGUGACGACGGCACUAUUCUUUGCAUCACUGCCGUUCCCAUGUACAUGAGUCCGAGUGACUUCCUGGGCUUCAUAGGAGAAAAGUGGCGCGAUGACGUGAGCCACUACAGGAUGAUCAUGACGAGCAAGCUGAAUCGGUACAUGGUUUUGAUGAAGUUUAGGGAUCCGCAAAGGGCGAGGGAUUUUAGGGUUCAGUUUAAUGGGAGGCCAUUUGACAGUAUCGAGACCGAGUUUUGCCAUGUCGCCUACAUCCAAUCCAUCACCGUGGAAUCACCUGGCGGCCAGAAAGGUUACAGCACGAUCACGAGCAACGCGGGCGGAAAUGGCAACCCAGUCGACACCCUUCCCUCACCCAGCAACACCCUCAACCUGCGACCCUUCCCUCCCCCUACCCCCAACCUGAUCGAGCUACCAACCUGCACUGUCUGUCUUGAGCGUAUGGACGAUACAGCCGGUCUCAUGACCAUCCUCUGCCAACACGUCUUUCACUGCACUUGUCUCCAAACCUGGAAAGGCUUCGGCUGCCCUAUCUGCCGCGCAACCAAUCCCAAGCCUACUGCAGAGGAAAGCAACCAGGAAAACCCGUACUCGCGACCCUUCGGCUCGGGACCUGUAUCUAACCUCUGCAGCGUCUGCGACGAACCUUCGGACCUCUGGAUCUGCCUGAUCUGCGGCAACGUUGGGUGCGGCCGGUACAAGGGCGGUCACGCCAAGCAGCACUGGAAGGAAACUGCCCACAGCUUCAGCCUGGAAAUGGAAACACAGCACGUCUGGGACUAUGCGGGCGACAUGUGGGUGCACCGCAUGAUCCGCGAAAAGGGCCAGGGCAAAGUGGUCGAGUUCCCUAGUCAUCAUAUCCACAACAGCAACACAUCUUCAGAGCGCAACAACACCGCGCGUGCCCCUGCCCCGGCAUGGAGCUCCCAAGAAGAGACCAUGGCGGCGGUUACGGGUGCGCCUCUACCCCAUCCCCCGGUACCCGAAGACCAAGAAGUGGUCCCCCGCGCCAAGCUGGACAGCAUCGGGCUCGAAUACACGCAUCUCCUCACCUCACAGCUGGAAUCACAACGCAUCUACUUUGAGGAAAUGGUCGCCAAGGCAGCGGACAAAGCCUCCAAAGCAUGUGCAGCCGCAGACGCCGCCUCGGCCGCCUCUACCCGUGCCAUCCAAGAGUUGACCGAUUUCAAAGAGGAGCAUUUCCGACUCAAAGAAGAAGUCGCCUCUCUAGAGCGGGACCUCACGCGCGAGCGGAAGCGAGCCGACAAAAGCACGGAGCUGGCGAGGAACUUGUCGAAACAACUCCAAGAGGAGAAAAGAGUAGGGGAGGGUUUGAUGAAGCGGAUCAAGCAUAUGGAGAAGGAGGCCGAAAAGACGCAGGAGGAGUUGAAGAUGUUGAGGCAGCAAAAUGAGGAGCUGAAGGAAUCCAAUCAUGAUCUAUCCAUGUUUAUUAGUGCUCAGGAUAAACUCAAGAGUAUGGAGCAGGAGGGACAAGUGACGGCUGAGGAGUUGGAGGAAGGGGGGACGGUGCUGAUUCCUGCUGGGGAGGGGUCGAGUGCGAAUGGAGGACAGGGGGGUGGGAAGAAGAAGGGGAAGGGGAAGAAGUAGGUUUUCGUUCCUGAGAAGUGACUUUGGUGAUGUAUGCUUCUGUAUUGCUCCCUGUAGCUCGGAAGGGGGUGUUGGGAAGCACGGAUUCAGGUAGAAAGGAUAAAGGGGUAAAGGGGUAAAGGUUAUUUGACCUUUAGCGAAAGUGGUUUGCGACAUGAUUGCAUGUACCGAUUAGCGACAGAAUUAGGAAAUGGCUUGGGAAGGAGUAUGAAGGCUGCCCGUUGCCUCUAGCGGCAUAGUUUGCAACACGGUACAUACGAUUGGUAGUAGCAGCACUUCGACACUCUGAUCUCUGUGUCUUCACCAGAUAGAGUGGGUUGGGAGGCGCUGGUCCUCCACGUUGUACACGUUGUAUUUGAUAGUAUGAUAGGAAAUCGUUUCUGCUUGUUUAUUAU